This is a messenger RNA of Adineta ricciae, 885 nucleotides long. NCBI's taxonomy places the organism in Eukaryota, Metazoa, Rotifera, Eurotatoria, Adinetida, Adinetidae. The record is from the annotation of a GenBank genome assembly.
AUGGUUGCUCCAACAGGGCCUUCUAAAAAAACAGGAACUGUCGCGCCGCUCGAACGCGUUAAACUUCUUCUUCAAACUCAGGAUGUCAAUCAAAAAAUCGCCGCUGGACGAAAAUACAAAGGAUUUGCUGAUUGUCUUGUGCGUUGUAUUCGAGAAGAAGGACCCAUAUCUCUUUGGCGUGGAAAUUGGGCAAAUGUCAUCCGUUAUUUUCCAACACAAGCAUUGAACUUUGCGUUCAAAGAGCGCUAUCAACGAAUAUUUGCCAAUUACAAUCCAAAAACGGAUCCAUACAAAUUUUUUGUGGGAAAUCUUUUCGCGGGUGGCAUGGCAGGUGCAACAGGUCUACUCUUUGUCUAUCCACUUGAUUUUGCUCGAACACGACUUGGUGUUGAUAUCGGAAAAUCAGUUCAAGAACGGCAAUUUAAAGGAAUGAACGACUGUCUUGUUAAAAUCUAUAAAGCUGACGGUAUUCAAGGCCUCUAUCGAGGUUUUUCAAUCAGCGUGGCAGGUAUAUUUGUCUAUCGAGCAUUCUACUUUGGUGGUUACGAUGCUGGAAAAAAGUUUUUGUUUGGUGACAAUCCAAAUCCCAAUAUAUUUUAUCGUUUUCUCUUCGCGCAAUUUAUUACUUCGUCCUCGGAGUUCCUUGCCUAUCCACUCGAUACAAUUCGACGUCGAUUAAUGAUGCAAAGUGGUCGUAACGAUGUUAUCUACCGAGGAACAUUGGACUGUGCUCGAAAGAUCGCUGCUACUGAAGGCUUAACCGCGUUCUUCAAAGGAAAUCUUUCCAAUAUGUAUCGUAGCAUCGGUUCAUCAUUAGUUCUUGUUCUCUAUGAUGAAUUCAAACGCUGGAUACUCUUGGCUGGCGAAUCAUCUGCUACCAAAUAA